GGGCAGCUGCGCUCUCACCAGGGUCCCGGGCCUGCCUUCCUGGAGGUGUGAGCGGCCCGGAGCCGGUGGCGGGGUCAGAUGUGGACCUGGUUUCGGCUCUGCCUCCGCCUCCUGCACUGUGAGAUGGGACGUCGGGUCAGGAAGUCCAAAGCCAAGCCCAACGGGAAGAAGCCCGCCACCGAGGAGAAGAAGGUAUACUUGGAGCCAGAGUACGCCAAGUCCAGGAUCACGGACUUCGGGUUCAAGGAGCUGGUGGUGCUGCCCCGGGAGAUCGACCUCAACGAGUGGCUGGCCAGCAACACCACGACGUUCUUCCACCACGUGAACCUGCAGUACAGCACCAUCUCGGAGUUCUGCACGGGGGAGGCGUGCCAGACCAUGGCCGUGUGCAACACACAGUACUACUGGCACGACGAGCGCGGCAAGAAGCUGAAGUGCACGGCGCCGCAGUACGUGGACUUCGUCAUGAGCUCCGUGCAGAAGCUGGUCACCGACGAGGACGUGUUCCCCACGAAGUACGGCCGCGAGUUCCCCAGCUCCUUCGAGGCCCUGGUGAAGAAGAUCUGCAAGUACCUGUUCCACGUGCUGGCGCACAUCUACUCGGCGCACUUCAAGGAGACCCUGGCGCUCGAGCUGCACGGACACUUGAACACGCUUUACGUGCACUUCAUCCUCUUCGCCCGCGAGUUCAACCUGCUCGACCCCAAAGAGACGGCGGUCAUGGACGACCUGACGGAGGCGCUGUGCGGCGGGGGCGGCGGGGACGGGCCGGGCGGGGCGGCGGGCGCACAGAACCACGUCAAGGAGAGGUGAGCCCGGCGGCGCCCACGCCGGGGGAGCGGCGGCGCGCCGCGCGCGUCCGUGUCUGUGCGCGCACGGAUUGUGCGCACCUUGGACUCCGCUCGUCCGUGGCAGACACUUCCGGGGCCGCCCGUCCGAGUCUCCCUCUAGGGUCUUCCGCGUCCGCCCCGCCCCCGGCUGGGCCUUGGCCUCCGGGGAGACACGCAGCGGGGCGGGGGGCCCUUCCCCGAGGCGGGGGCCGCAGGCUUCGCUUCCGCCGCCCUUGGUCUUGGCUCCGGUUGGACUGGCUUUUAGAGACCCUAGCCUGGCUUUCUCCUCUCUCCGCCCGAUCUGGACUCACUCUGGCUCAGGGCCGGCUGGAGGGCCAGGGAGGCCGGGUGUCUGGAGCUCCGCGAGCUGCAGUGUCUCCCUCCGCUGCCCUCACUGCCCAGGAGGGGCCCCGGGCCAGCCAGGGUCCGGGCCGCGGUGCCCGGGGGGCGGCCUGUGUGGAGCCGCGGCCGGGGGUUAGGAGAGCCUGGCGUCCCUGUGCGGGUGUAAUAAAGAGACUUCUCUCAGGUCA
This is a messenger RNA of Dama dama (fallow deer), 1360 nucleotides long. RefSeq names its product MOB kinase activator 2 (gene MOB2). Gene Ontology annotation, cellular component: cytoplasm; nucleus. The transcript is spliced from 5 exons. Bases 79 to 813 code for a protein of 244 amino acids. Lineage: Eukaryota; Metazoa; Chordata; Mammalia; Artiodactyla; Cervidae. Gene Ontology annotation, molecular function: protein kinase activator activity. The record is from RefSeq and is a predicted model, not a curated record. Gene Ontology annotation, biological process: positive regulation of protein phosphorylation; signal transduction.